UGGAUUUGAUAGAGGUGGUCGAUGGACGGGCCACGAGACAUAAGGUCAUUAUCAAAUCCUGUGCCUCGCAGCAUGAGCCGCAUCGACGUGUGCAUGAAUGACUUUUUCCUCGAUGAUCUCCUUGACCAUGCCUCUGCCCUCAGCGACGAUUCGCUCGACUGCGACGGCGCCAUUGCCACCGACUCGUCUGGCUUGGAAGAUAUGUCGAAGGAAGGGGUUUCGGUCCGUGCUACCAAUGCGAUGAAAGUCGAGCCACCAGACUCAACGGACAAAACGACCAAGUACUUGGAGAAGCUCUACUGGAUGCUUGAGCAAUGCCCCGACCACAUUGCCGCAUGGACGCAAGACGGCACGUCAUUUGCCAUUUACAACUCGGAUGCGCUCGAGAAAAACAUCAUCCCUCGCUUCUUCAAGCCCAUCAAGUUUGAGAGCUUCUCGCGCCAACUCAACUCGUACGGCUUCCGCAAAUCCAAGUUUGUCGUGAGCGACGUCAUCGUGUACGAGUUCAAGCACGCCAAGUUUGUUCGUGGCAAGUCCGAUCAACUCCUCUCGAUCAAGCGACGUCGCCGCGUCAAGCGAAGCGCCACCAGAUCCGUCAACGACAUGAACGACGACGAGCUGCGCUCAGCCAUGACCGAGUUGACGCGGUUCGUUCAGUCGUUGAAGCAGGAACUUGCCGAGACCAAGGCGCUUGUUCAGUCCAUGACCAAGGGUACCAACGCAUUAUGAGAGAGGUAUCCGUAGAAGUUAGGAUCGUAUUUAUUUCAAACUAGCAUCAUGUUCGGCCAA
This is a messenger RNA of Aphanomyces invadans, 789 nucleotides long. RefSeq lists its product as hypothetical. The coding region runs from base 22 to 729 and encodes 235 amino acids. The record is from RefSeq and is a predicted model, not a curated record. Gene Ontology annotation, molecular function: DNA-binding transcription factor activity; sequence-specific DNA binding. Lineage: Eukaryota; Oomycota; Saprolegniomycetes; Saprolegniales; Verrucalvaceae. Gene Ontology annotation, biological process: regulation of DNA-templated transcription. The transcript has a single exon.